This is a messenger RNA of Chanos chanos (milkfish), 636 nucleotides long. RefSeq names its product protein-lysine methyltransferase METTL21C-like. Lineage: Eukaryota; Metazoa; Chordata; Actinopteri; Gonorynchiformes; Chanidae. The record is from RefSeq and is a predicted model, not a curated record. The transcript has 3 exons. Bases 1 to 636 code for a protein of 211 amino acids.
AUGGCCCAGUUAGAGACGCAGGAGACUGGACAACACACAAAGAUGUGCAGGGAACAUUUUGUUGGCUAUGAGAUCAGAAUCAAUGAGUCCCAUGACUUUUAUGGUGCCACAGUUAAGUCAGCAGCAGUGGCUCUCUGUAGGUUUUUGGAGUCCAACCCGGAGCAGAUCAAUCUGAGAAAUAAAGCUGUGUUGGAACUUGGAGCGGGCACUGGUUUAGUGUCCAUUGUGGCCAGUUUGUUAGGUGCCUGGGUGACAGCUGUGGACAUACCAGGGGUCCAUGCCAUUCUGUCUACUAACCUGUACUGGAACACUAGGGGGCGCUGCAAGUACAAACCACAAGUGGAAGCACUGUCUUACAAUGAUGACCUAGUGCGAUCCUUCCCUCAUGCCACCUAUCGCUAUGACUACAUAAUGGUAGCUGACGUGGUCCACCAGCACCAUCUCCACGACAAGCUGCUGGUUGCUAUGCGUCAUUUUUGCCAACCAGGCACAAGCCUGAUCUGGGCUGACAAAAUCUGCUCUCAGCCUGAGAUGGUCUUCACAGAGCGUUUCAGGAGGGCCUUUAAUACCACACUAUUGGCUGAGACUGAGGAGGUGACAAUCUACAUGGCUGUGGCUCGAAAAUUUUGGGUUUAG